Messenger RNA from Lycium barbarum (goji berry), 798 nucleotides. RefSeq names its product NAC domain-containing protein 104-like. Gene Ontology annotation, biological process: regulation of DNA-templated transcription; system development. The coding region runs from base 160 to 756 and encodes 198 amino acids. NCBI's taxonomy places the organism in Eukaryota, Viridiplantae, Streptophyta, Magnoliopsida, Solanales, Solanaceae. The transcript has 3 exons. The record is from RefSeq and is a predicted model, not a curated record. Gene Ontology annotation, molecular function: DNA binding.
UUUCAUUCUUACUUCUUCUUCUUUAAUUAUCAACUCCCAAACUGACCCUAAUUAAAGGGAAACCUAUAUAACUAGCCAGAAGAAGAAGCUUUAUAAAUAUUCACUCUAUAUAUAGUUCUCUGCUAGCUAGCUAGCUAGCUCAUAUUUAUUUUGUUAGUGAUGCUGAUGGAGGAUCAAAGGGUUGGUGAUCUUCCUCCAGGAUUUAGCUUUGAUCCAACGGAUGAAGAGCUUGUGUUAUAUUAUCUCAAAAGUAAAUUAGCUGCAAGUAAUUUGCCGCUCUACCCAAGCAUCAAUAUUCCUGUUCUUGAUUUUUCUUCUUCUGAUCCUUGGGAACUCAAUGAGAGGGCUUUGUGGAGCAAAAACAAGUGGUAUUUCUUCAGCCAAGUGAAGGAAAAUAUUCGAGCUACUGCAAAAGGAUAUUGGAAGGAACUAAAUAUGAGUGAGCCAAUUAUACUCAUAAGUUGUGGAGAGAAAAUAGUAGGAAUAAAAGAGUACUUUGUGUACUAUAUUAGUAAUAUUCAUGAAAAAGUACAGACUAGUUGGAUUAUGGAACAAUUUCACCUCUCUAGCAAUAAUUCCUUCAAGAAGAGAGAAAAUGAGAAGCUAUCGGAAUGGGUUCUAUGUAGAGUGCAUGAAUCGAUCAACGAUUCUCAAGGCAAAAAUUGUGAUGAUGAAGUUGAGCUCUCAGCUUUGGACGAAGUUUUUUUAUCAAUGGAUUAUGAUCAAGAAGAGGAGGAAAUAAGUUUUCCAUGUUAAUUAAUUAUAUUAGAGCUAAUUAAUUGAAAGUAUGGCUUGCAA